This is a messenger RNA of Orbicella faveolata, 2819 nucleotides long. RefSeq names its product galanin receptor 2a-like. The record is from RefSeq and is a predicted model, not a curated record. Gene Ontology annotation, biological process: neuropeptide signaling pathway. Gene Ontology annotation, cellular component: plasma membrane. Lineage: Eukaryota; Metazoa; Cnidaria; Anthozoa; Scleractinia; Merulinidae. Gene Ontology annotation, molecular function: neuropeptide receptor activity.
CACAGCUGUAGCUUAAUCCAAAAAUCAUUCAGUAAACCCUCCAAAACCGAUAAUCUAUAUGUGCUUAAUUAUUUUUUGGCUCCAGGUAUCUAUAAAACUCUAGUUCGUUCUUUGUAUAUAAGACUGUCAUGGCGAUUAAGAGGGAUUAUUUCAUAUUAUGUCUCGUGCUUUCUAUAGCAGGUGUUCAUUAUUUGUUAAAUCGCAUGAAUACAUUAUUAAAAAAGUUUUCCCUGCCGGCACUGCUGGAGCUUUUGGGGUGACUCGCAGUACCGCCAUAUUGGGCAAAGACAUGGCAUUUUCACCAACAGAUAUCUCCAAAGCUGUUUUUCUUGCUCUAAUAUUUGUUGUUAGUGUCCUUGGAAACGGGUUAGUAGUGUACGUACUAACGAAAUAUCGAAAACAGCUUCUUAAAAAUCGCCCAACGUAUCAAUUCAUUCUGAACAUAGUGCUUUCUGAUCUUGUUGUUGGCCUCUUCACGAUUCCUUUUGAAUUUACCCGAGAACUUCUGGACGAGUGGAUCUUCGGAAUAGCGCUGUGCAAGAUAAUCGAGUUCAUUGAAAUUGCUGUAUCGGGUACGGCGGUUUGUACUCACGCGUUGAUUGCUUUUGACCGAUAUCGCAGCCUGGCUCGUCCUUAUUUACCCAAGAUGGAAGGAAGACUUGUCAGGCGAAUGAUAGCUUUAUCGUGGGUUGUUCCACCCAUGGUGUCACUUCCUUAUCUGUACAUGUUUGAGGUGCAAGUGAUCGAUUUCAGGAUGAUUUGUACUCCUGCAGCAAUUCCAAUCAAUUGGUUGGACAAGCUAUACGAGGCAGUAGAGUUCUUAGUUGUGUUUUUUAUUCCAUUCCUGGUGUUAUGUUGGUGUUAUUUUCAUGUGGCUUUGAUAAUGUGGGGAAGAAGCCCUUUGGUGGUAGCGUUAAAUUUCUCUUCUGCUCAGCAAUCCUUUAUUUGCCAGAACAGGAGGCGUGUAACACGCACUUCUGCUUUAGUUGCAGUAACAUUCACCGUAUGCUGGCUCCCGACAUUUGUUCUGAGUUUUGUUCGGAUUGUUUCCGGCACAGAAAGCGUUCACCGAGGACACGUUCUGCAAGAAAUUGCUAUGUUUGGGGCUUUCAUCAACGAGGCGAUUAACCCCAUUAUCUAUUGCGCGUUCGAUAGAAGUUUGAAAGCGAGAAUUGGCCUGCAAAAACUUUGCGGCACAAACCUCUCUGACAGUGCAGGGUCUACCAAUGUCGCUGAUCCGACGCAAAACACUGUGACACUAAACGUCGCUGCUGAUCAAAGCCGAAAGAGGAUGGAAUUCAGAAAACUUGAUGUCAACUUAGAAGUGAGAAGGGGAGGCCAUUUGCAGCAGCGUAUGACUGCAACUAUUUAAUUGCAGUUAUUAUAAGCACCGAAUUAAUCACGAUCAAUGAUAUUUGGAAGCCACAGAGGUUCUUGAAUGAAGUUUAUGCGGUUAAGCAGAGCGUGAAUUUCAGUCACUCUCAUCUUAGAGCAAGCCUAUUGGACUUAAAUCCAUAUUAUGUAAAAGUGUGUACUUUUACUACUAAAAAUAGCAAGCUAAUAGUUUUUGUUACAACGAUCCGAGUUGGGCUUUGUCUACCGUUCGCUGUUUUUAAUUGUAGCUAAGUUUUGUCAGUUGUUUUCCGAUUGUCUUGAGGAAAUAGUGGUUAAUGACGCAACCAGAUACUUUAGCAGAGGUAAAACAAUAAGACGGUUGUAUAGAAUUGAAUGCUCUCGGCAGCUGGAAGAAACCCUCCGCCGAGUAUGUGUAAUUACAAGUUUCCUUGACUGGCUAAAACGUUUAAAACUGAAAAUCGACACCGCUGUAGUUGAUAGGUAGGCAAACACAUAAAAUAUUACAAGAGUCUGUAAAAAUAAUUUUGAACAGUAGCAAAUGAGAAUAAUUGAAAGGAAACUUUAUUGCGCCAUUUAUGGAUGAAAUGUUAAUCAAGAAAUGGUAAUACUCAACCCAUUCUCGACUUAAUUCGUAGGACUUCGCUAUUCACGUUUGGGUUCUCCGGCUGUGAGGGCUUCUUAAUUGUCUGCACUUGAAUACUCACUUAAUUAUGUUGAGGUAUCUCUUGAUUAGUUUUUUCCCCUUUGGUACGGUGAAAAAGCGCAUUAUUCAUAAAGGCGAAUAAGCAACAAAAAAACUGAAGGUUAUGUAAAUUUAGGAAAUGUUUUCUGUUUGCCUUUGCAUGACAUAGCGGAAAUUAACUAUUUGCAUAAUUGUUUUCAGUAAGCUGUGCGCAAUAAAUUGGAAAUGUUUGAAUACCUCUAUCAUGUUCGUGUAAAAACACAGCUUAAAUUCGUACAAAUUAAAUAGAAUCAUUUUACAUGUUUCUAUUUAAUAUCACCAGCACUUCUGCUAUUUAAUGGAUCCUUCUCUUGGAAAGCAAAUUGCCAUUUUGCAACAUUUCAGGAAGUUCAAUAUGUCCUUCUUGUUGAGGUGGUUACUGUUGAAUAAUUAAUUUGGUAAGGUCUUGAUGUAAAGUCAUAGUUCACGUCAAAACGUGUUUUGAAAACUGCGUAAGACAGCCAAAUAGAGGCUGUUUGUUGGCGAAGAAUACUGUUGGCGUUUUAAUUAACAUUAAAAACGAAAGCAAUAAAAAAGCGGAACCUUUUAAGGUAAAACGAAACAAGAUAGGUUUACCUUUGCGUUUAGGUUUUUUCACCUGCUUUGAAUAGUUAACAGUGGGAGUUUGGUGUUAGUCUGAAUAGUCCGUUUUUACAUAUUUUAUAAUCAAAAUUUUAAAUUUCUAACACUUAAUUAUUUGUAUUUGUAAUAGAAUCGAAACUCCUUUUCAGAGUGUGUGUGU